UGUGAAAUGUUGUUUCAUAACACAAUAUUAUAAUAACCAAUUCUAAUUUAAUAAAAAUAAAAAUUUGUUGAAAAUGUUAAGCUUUCAACUAAGAAAGUUGGUUCGUAGUGUGCAUACUAUAACAACUUUUCCAAAAAAUAUCCUUGUUCAACAUGACUUGACUAAAUAUUUUAAAGAUAAAAUAAGUAUAAGUGGUCCAAUUACAGUGGCAGAAUACAUGCGUGAAUCAUUAAAAAUGUACUAUAAUAGCAGAAAAGUUUUUGGGUCUGAUGGAGAUUUUAUAACCUCUCCUGAAAUUAGUCAACUGUAUGGUGAAAUGUUGAUGUUGUGGUUAUUAAGUAUGUGGGAAAAAGCUGGGUGUCCAUCUCCCAUAAAUAUAAUAGAACUUGGACCUGGAACUGGUGUCAUGAUGAUGGAUAUGCUAAGAAUGUUAAAACAAACUCAAUAUAACGCACUUGAUUUAAGUAUACACAUGGUAGAAACAAGUAAAAAAUGUAGUUUAGAACAAGCCAAUAAAUUAUGCUGUUCAGAAUUAUUGAAAGAUAUGUCUAAUAAUUUUUAUCAGUGUGGUACAACUUCAGAAAAAUAUGGAAUGAAAAAAAUUUUCUGGUAUAAGUCAAUUGAUGAUAUUCCUAGAAAUACUUUUAGUUUGAUAGUAGCUCAAGAAUUUUUUGAUGCUUUACCUAUACAUAAAUUCAGGAAAAUUAAUGAUGAAUGGCGUGAAAUAUUAAUAGAUAUUGAAAAUGAUUCAAGUGGAAAAUUCCGUUAUGUAUUAAGCAAGACAUAUACAGCUACAUCAAAUUUAAUAUCUACAAUAGAUUAUUAUAAAUGUUCAAAUUUUAAAAAUGAAACUGAAAUUGAAGUUGGAUUGGAUGGAGCUAUUGUAAUGCAGAAGCUAAGUGAUAGAAUAAUAAUGGAUGGUGGUAUAUUUUUAUGUAUAGAUUAUGGGCAGGAUAAGCCAAUAACUGACUCUUUCAGGGCUUUUAGUGGACACCAACAAGUAAAUCCAUUACAUAAUCCAGGAACAGUAGACUUGACUGCAGAUGUUGAUUUCUGUAGAUUAAAGAAUGUGGCUGGAGCGGAUAUACUUUCUUUUGGACCAAUUGUCCAAACCACAUUUUUGAAGAACCUGAUGAUAGAUUUAAGAUACAAAAAUUUAUUAGCUUUAACAAAAAAUGAAACAGAAUCUACAUCACUUACAUUUGGAUACAAUCAAUUAAUGGAAAUGGGUAAACAAUUUAAGAUCAUGGGAAUGAUACCAGCAACAAUGUCAAGAAUAUUGAAUAAAUUUCCAGUUUUUGGAUUUAGUUGAUAGAACCCAAUAGAAUGAAAUUAUUUCUUAAUUGUAAUGAACAUAGCAUUUUUAUAAAUAUGAAUAUACAUACUUCAUUUUUGAAAA
Molecule: messenger RNA, 1399 nt
Organism: Sipha flava (yellow sugarcane aphid)
Lineage: Eukaryota; Metazoa; Arthropoda; Insecta; Hemiptera; Aphididae
Product: protein arginine methyltransferase NDUFAF7, mitochondrial
Exons: 7
Coding region: 74-1312 (412 amino acids)
Biological process (GO): mitochondrial respiratory chain complex I assembly
Cellular component (GO): mitochondrion
Molecular function (GO): protein-arginine omega-N symmetric methyltransferase activity
Source: RefSeq, a predicted model, not a curated record